GCGGUGGCGCUCUCGUCUUCAAAAUCAAAUUUACGACAUCAACAUGGCGGAUAAGUGGGAAAGCGAGGAAAAGCCAUCGACGAGGAUUCAAUUAAGAGUUAAAGAUGAACCUAUGGAUCUUGAUUUACCCGAAGAAGAUGAUGCGCCACCCGCUUUCGGUCCUGCUGCACUUGGACUGCAUAGAGUUGGUACACAAUUGCCACCAAAACCUACACCAAGUGAACCCAUGCAAAAGCUUAAUGCAAGGGGAAUGCCAGCUCGUAUUCGAAAAAAAAACAGGUUUAUAUUUGUUGAUGACUUUGUCAAUACAUCACCUCCUAGGCAAUCUCCUAAACGCAUACCAAAAAUUUUAAAAACACCUGUAAAGCAAUCAAGUGCUAAAAAGCAAAGAUCACCGACCAAAUCACCUGCUAAACUGCAGAGGAAUAAUGAAGAGAAGACUGAGAGUCAAUCCCCAGAUCGGAAAAGUGGUCAAAGAAUAGGUAUGAGGUUAAGAAAUCUUUUAAAACUUCCUAAAGCCCAUAAGUGGGUGUGCUUUGAAUAUUUUUAUAGUAACAUAGACAAGGCAUUAUUUGAUGGUGAAAAUGAUUUUAUGAUCUGUCUGAAGGAGUCAUUUCCACAGUUAGCGAAUAAGAAGCUUACAAAAGUUCAGUGGGCAAAAAUAAGACAAAUGAUGGGCAAACCACGUAGAUGUUCCCAAGCAUUUUUUGAAGAAGAAAGACGAGAAUUAGAUAGAAAAAGAAAACUAAUUAGAUACAUUCAACAAAGGAAAACUGCAGACAUAUGUGUCAAAGAUUUGCCGAAUGAAAUUCCAAUGCAGUUAGUAGUAGGAACAAAAGUAACAGCUAGACUGCGUAAACCACAAGAUGGCCUUUUUACAGGUGUAAUUGAUGCAGUAGAUACUUCUAAUAAUACGUAUAGGAUAACAUUUGAAAGGCCUAAAUUAGGGACACACUCAGUUCCAGAUUAUGAAGUAUUAUCAAAUGAACCACCAGAUUCCUUAUUUCUGUCUAGCAUAACGCAGAGGUUUCGCCCACGCCCUAUGCAAGAUAUAUUUAAUAUUUAUCAAGCAUCAUUGUCAAACAAUAAUAGUCAAGGGGAUCCAAUGAUAGGUUGUAACGAUAUAACUAAGUCCACUGAAAAAAACCUUGGUUCCUAUCCUUAUGUAUUUCUGGAACUUAUUGUAAAAUUGACAAAAAUAUUACAAGCAAAAAGAAAUAAAAUUAAUAAAUUAAAGGAAAUGAAUUGUGAAGCAGAAAAACGAAAAUCAUUUGACCAAAAAACACCUGAAGAUUUUGAGAGAAAGUAUGCUGCAGUUGUAAUAGAUCUUGAAAGGAUGAACAUGGAUUUACAAGAGUAUAUCAAUGAAAUACAAGUUUAUUGUCAACAAAUUGCCCCUGGGCCUAGCCUAGCAGCUAUGUUAGCUCCGUCACAUCUUCGAGAAAAGUGUAGAGAGGAAGCAUCUGAACUUGUAGCCAAUAACAAUAAUAAUUGUGUUAAAGAUUCUAAUGUACUAGAUCUUAUAACAGAUUUAACAGCUUUAAUGUUACAAGUUAAAAGCCUGUCCAAUUCAGAUCAGAAUGCUUAUGAACUAAGUGUAUUACAAGGCACUAUGGAACAAAUAAAAAUGAAAUUGGAACCAAAAUAUCAAAGGAUAUUUCAGAAUAGUGUUGAACCUCAUAUGCAGAGAAUUCAGAUGGGAUUAGGGCAAAUAUCAUCAAGUACUUUAAUUGUUGGUACAUAGUUUUACUUUUUAAAAAUGUAAAACAAGUUAAAAAGUGAUAUGCACUCAAAAAAUUAUCUUUAAUUGUAACAAUUAAGGUAUAUAUACAAUAUAUUUAAAAUGUGUAAUAUA
Molecule: messenger RNA, 1855 nt
Organism: Zerene cesonia (dogface butterfly)
Lineage: Eukaryota; Metazoa; Arthropoda; Insecta; Lepidoptera; Pieridae
Gene: Aly
Product: protein lin-9 homolog
Exons: 2
Coding region: 44-1744 (566 amino acids)
Biological process (GO): regulation of cell cycle; DNA-templated transcription; regulation of transcription by RNA polymerase II
Cellular component (GO): nucleoplasm; transcription repressor complex
Molecular function (GO): DNA binding
Source: RefSeq, a predicted model, not a curated record